Mesorhabditis spiculigera is the source of this 243-nucleotide messenger RNA. Lineage: Eukaryota; Metazoa; Nematoda; Chromadorea; Rhabditida; Rhabditidae. The record is from the annotation of a GenBank genome assembly.
AUGAGCGACUACUACUGGUCGGAAAGCCAACAAUGCGUUCCGGAAUGCAAACCACCUAAAAUAUGCAUAGCGAUCUAUGGGUUUGAGAAACCGACUCUAUGUGUAUGCCCGGCUUUCAUCACAGGUGUUUUUGAAUGCGAUGGCACAUCAUCGCACGUGUGGUUACCCUAUACCAUAGCUGCCGGACACUUAUUCAUCGCUGCCUAUCUAAUCGGUGGCCUCAAAGAGCACGUGAAAGCUUUG